This is a messenger RNA of Penicillium maclennaniae, 912 nucleotides long. RefSeq names its product replication termination factor 2. The coding region runs from base 1 to 912 and encodes 303 amino acids. Lineage: Eukaryota; Fungi; Ascomycota; Eurotiomycetes; Eurotiales; Aspergillaceae. Gene Ontology annotation, cellular component: nucleus. Gene Ontology annotation, biological process: mitotic DNA replication termination; site-specific DNA replication termination at RTS1 barrier. The transcript is spliced from 3 exons. The record is from RefSeq and is a predicted model, not a curated record.
AUGGGUAAUGACGGCGGAAGUAUCCCCACCCGCCGCGAACUUGUUCGCGAGGCCACCCGCGCCCCAAGCACAGCGCAAAUCAAAGAAACCCAGCGCGAACAGCAAGAACACGCCUGGACAACCUGUCCAUUGUCACACAGAGUCCUCGCACGACCAAUCGUCUCAGAUUCGGUCGGCAACCUAUACAAUAAAGACGCCGUGCUUCAGUUCCUGCUCCCCGGCGACGACGGCGAGGGCAUCAGCUCCAAAUCCGACUGCGAGGAGAUCCUAUGCGGGCGAAUCAAGUCUCUGCGCGAUGUGAUCGAGCUGCACUUUGAGGUUGACACUGAGCGCAAUGAGCACCCAUCUGACCGCGCGCAUGCGCACCGUCAUGAGCGCCGUGAAGGCUGGAUCUGCCCGGUUACCGCCAAGCCGCUCGGUCCGGCUGUGAAGUCGGUUUAUCUGGUUCCUUGUGGGCAUGUUUUUGCUGAGGAGGCGAUCCGGCAGCUGAAGGGCGAUAAGUGUCUGCAGUGCAACGAGCCUUACACUGAAGAUAACAUUAUUACGAUCUUGCCGACUAAGGCAGAGGACAAGGAGCGUCUUAUGGCUCGGGGUGCGAAGCUCGCUGAGCAAGGUCUAACUCACUCUCUGAAGAAGGCGCCUGGCUCGAAGAAACGUAAGAAGCAUGCUACUGAAGGCGAAGAGGCCAAGAAACUUACCUCUACGACUGCCAAUGGAAAUGGCAUCAAAAAUGCCGCGACGGCUUCACUUACUGCUCGUGUGUUGAGUGAAGAGAAAGAAAAGAAUAAGAAGCGCAAGAUGAUGGGUCUAAGUGAUAACUUGGACAGCCUCUUUACCAAAGACAGCAAAGACGGCAAGAAUGGUGACUUUAUGACGAGAGGAUUCAGCAUUCCUUCUUCAGCGCGUCGUUAG